AUGCAACCGCCUGUGAUUGUACGCACUUGACCGCCGCAAAGUUUCAACCGCGGCGGUUGAAUGGAGAGCUGCGGCCCGCUCCGCGGCUGGCCGCCAUCUUGCUUGUACGCACUUGCGAUUUCAGUUUGCGGCGAGCCGCCGAUGAGUUAGUACGUGAGUCGCAGUCAUGAACUUCGACACAGAGAAAUUCAUUGUUGAAAUUCAACAACGAGAAUCAAUUUGGAAUUGUCAAGGAGCAAUAUAUAGGAAUAGAGAUUUAAAACGGAAACAAUGGGAAGAAUUAGUAGACAUUUUUGGAAAAGAUGAGAUGACAACAGUAUCCAUCAAUGAAACUGAUUCAAAUAUGCCAAGGCAAGAAAAUGAUGGAAAUGAAACAGAAAAUGUCACUGACCCAGUCAUACCACCACCGCCAAAACGAAAUAAAAAGAAAAAAAAAGAAGAUGAUAUAGGAGUUGAAUUGAUUAACGUCUUAAAUAAGAAUGUCGAGUUCAGAAAGGCCGAAGAAGAUGAAGAUAGACUGUUCUUUUUGUCGUUGGUUAGUGAAAUAAAAAAAGUGCCUGAACAUAUACGCCUACGUACAAAAGCUAAAAUAAUGCAAGUCAUUACUGAAGCCCAAACGUCUGGAUACAACUACUGUAACUCUACUUGGGAUUACGUGCGACCAUUUAACUACAACCAAGGGCCACAUCAAGGAUAUCAGACACCAUCAUUUGCUAGAAAUAAUAACCCACCACCACCACCACCGCCCUCAGUUCCACCUACACAUCGUGGAACAUGGAAUGAAGGAGAAUCUGUAACUUCUCCUGAAUCAACAUAUUCACAGAAUACACAUAUGUCUCAAGAAUCUGAUUAUUUAGAUCUUUUUAAUGAUAAUAAUUCUCAGUAAUAGUUAUAGUUUCCUACUUUUAUUGUUCUUUGUGGUUAUGAAUACACAUUGCGAUUCAAAUUAAAACAUAAUAGCUAGCAAAAACAUUUUUUAUUUAAAAUACAUACCUUAACGUUAUAACUAAUUUCUCUUCGGGUUGGAUACAGUCACGAAAUUUAGUAUCUUGUCCUUUGAUGGUGACAUAUAAAACUGUUAGUAAUUCUUCAAAUGACGAAACACUCAUUCUAACAUAGCCAAAGAAUUUAUCUUGGUGCUUCUUCAGUUCUUGAAAACAACUUGCGAACUGGCCAAAUUCAUUACGUGUUUCUAGUAAAGGAUGAAUCCAGUAUCUUUUUUUAUUUUUCUUUCGUUGUUUUCGGGAGUAAUAAUAAAUAACACAAGCUAUCUCGACGGCGUCCAUUUUGUUUAUGAGGUACGCGGGCCGCUCUGGUCCAACCGCUUAACGCGUUAUCAUCGCGGUUUUUUCGCGAUUGGCCGCCAUAGCGGUCAGCCGCGAUGAAACCGCGUUAAGCGGUUGGACCGCUCAAACGAACCGCCUAGGCGGUCAAUCGCUAGUGCGUAUAAGCCCUAACACUCUUAAUGAACAUUACUUUAGUUUAAUCUAUUCACUAGUAUUGUAGAAAAUUAAGUCAACAUAAUAUUAUUACUUAUUAGCCAUAAUUAUUGUAUAGGCUAGAUUGUAAUUCAUAUCUUUAACAACAGAUGGAUGGACUUCAAAGCCAAAUUAACACUACAUAUCACUUACAGCUCAUUUCCUUAAUGAUAAAACUGAACUAGAAUCAAAAGUGUUAGAAUGUUAUCAAUUUUCGGAAAUAAUGAGAAUCUGUAAGGACUGGAAUAUCACAAAUCUGAUUGUAGCUGUAACAACGGAUAAUGCUAAUAAUAUAAAAGCAGCCGUAAGACUAGGUACUUAAGUGGAAGCAGAUUCUAUGUUUUGCUCAUAUUUUAAAUAUAAUGGUACAGUUGGCUUUAAAAGAAAUUAAAUCCACGCAGAUUAAAAUUAAAAGCAUAGUAGAACAUUUUAGACGAAGUCCACUUGCGUCGGAAAGAUUUAAAACUAUGCAAAAACAA
Messenger RNA from Pieris napi, 1957 nucleotides. RefSeq lists its product as uncharacterized. NCBI's taxonomy places the organism in Eukaryota, Metazoa, Arthropoda, Insecta, Lepidoptera, Pieridae. Bases 167 to 886 code for a protein of 239 amino acids. The record is from RefSeq and is a predicted model, not a curated record. The transcript has a single exon. Gene Ontology annotation, molecular function: DNA binding.